Lycium barbarum (goji berry) is the source of this 1248-nucleotide messenger RNA. Its product is annotated as peroxidase 5-like. Lineage: Eukaryota; Viridiplantae; Streptophyta; Magnoliopsida; Solanales; Solanaceae. Gene Ontology annotation, molecular function: heme binding; peroxidase activity. Gene Ontology annotation, biological process: hydrogen peroxide catabolic process; response to oxidative stress. The coding region runs from base 71 to 1036 and encodes 321 amino acids. The record is from RefSeq and is a predicted model, not a curated record. The transcript has 4 exons. Gene Ontology annotation, cellular component: plant-type cell wall; plasmodesma.
AAGCUACUCAAGCUCAGUAAGAAAAAAGAUCCUAUUAGUCUAUAAGGAAUAAAGAAAAGUGAGUGCAAGAAUGUUAAUGAGAGCACUAAUAUUGUUGGUUCUAUGUGAGUGCAUGAUGUUAGAAGCACAGCUUCAAGUGGGAUUUUAUGAAAAUUCAUGUAGUAAGGCUGAGUUCAUAGUGAAACAAGAGGUUACAAAGGCCUUCUUUGAAGAUAGGGGAGUGGCUGCUAGCCUUGUUCGCAUGCAUUUCCAUGAUUGCUUCGUUAGGGGGUGUGAUGGAUCAGUCCUGAUCGACUCGACUCCAUCAAACACAGCAGAGAAGGACUCACCAGUAAAUAAUCCGAGCCUUCGAGGUUUUGAAGUAAUUGACAGUGCAAAGGCGAGGUUGGAAUCCGUUUGUCCUGGAGUUGUUUCGUGUGCUGACAUAGUCACAUUUGCAGCCAGGGAUAGCGUAGAGUUAACUAGAGGAUUUGGCUAUGAAGUUCCAGCUGGUAGAAGAGAUGGCAGAAUCUCAUUAGCUUCCGAGACACGAAGUUUUCCGUCUCCUGCAUUCAACGUUAACCAGCUCACCCAAAAUUUCAAAGAUAUGGGACUCACUCAAGAAGAAAUGGUUACUCUAUCGGGAGCACACACCAUUGGUCGAUCUCACUGCGUGUCCUUCAGUAACAGAUUAUACAACUUCAACUCAACAAUGAGCCAGGAUCCUAGUCUUGAUCCUGCCUAUGCAGCCCAGUUGAAGCAGCUAUGUCCACAAGGCAGCAAGGAUGCAAAUUUGGUGGUGCCAAUGAACCCUGCAAGCCCAGCUAUCACUGAUGAAGGUUACUACACCGAUAUUCUGGCCAACAGGGGCUUGUUCACCUCCGAUCAAACUCUACUCACUAAUCCAACUACAGCUACCCAAGUAGCGCAAAAUGGCAGGAAUUCAUUCCUCUGGAAAACUAAAUUUGCUUUUGCAAUGGUGAAGAUGGGCCAGAUUGGUGUCUUGACAGACACUGCUGGUGAGAUCCGAGCUAACUGUAGAGUCAUCAACAGCUAAACAAAUGCUAUAUAUCUCUGUAUCCUAAGAGGGGGCUGCUGCUUUCAAGCUGGAGCUUUCACACUGCCGUAUUUCUUCAACCUAUUAGUACUGUGAAAAGCAUUAUUCAGGAACUAGAUUAUAUAGGUAAUGCUUUGCUGCCCUAUUAUGUCAUUUUGUAUCAUUUCCAGAAUAUCUUCAUGGAGAGAUGUAAGACAAAAGUGUUUGUGUUA